AUGUCGCGCCCAGAGCAUAUUGCGCCGCCAGAGUUCUUCUAUAAUGGCACAGAAGCGCAAAAAUAUACCGACAAUUCGCGCAUACAGGCGAUCCAAGCAGAGAUGGCUAUCCGCGCCAUCGACCUGCUAGAGCUACCAGAGGGCCAACCAAGCUUUAUUCUAGAUAUCGGCUGUGGAAGUGGUUUGUCUGGCGAAAUCUUGGAGCAAGAGGGACAUUACUGGGUCGGUAUGGAUAUUGCUCCUAGCAUGCUUCAAGUCGCCCUGAAUCGCGAUACUGAGGGAGACUUGCUCUUAGCUGAUAUUGGUCAAGGAGUACCUUUCAGGGCCGGUAGCUUUGACGGUGCCAUCUCCGUGUCCGUCCUACAGUGGCUCUGCAAUGCUGAUACUGCAACGGCGAAUCCACAAGCUAGACUACAGCACUUCUUCACAUCUCUUUAUGCGUCUCUAAAAAGAGGCGCCAAGGCAGUCUUCCAGUUCUACCCGGAAUCAGAACGUUCACUCAACAUGAUUACGAGUAGUGCAACAAAAUGUGGAUUUGGUGGCGGUGUGAUUGUCGACCACCCAGACUCCAAGAAGGCAAAAAAGUACUACCUCUGCUUGCAAGUAGGUGGUGGUACAUUGACCUUACCCGAUGCAGAGAUCGAUCCUGCGGAUCUACGCAAGAAGAAGAUCAAAAAUCGCAAAAAGGACAUGACCCACAAGGAGGCGAUUCUCAAGAAGAAGGAGCUCUACCGGAAACGAGGCAAAGCUGGUGUACCCCUUGACAGUAAGUUCACCGGACGCAAGCGUCGCAUCAAGUUUUAG
Protomyces lactucae-debilis is the source of this 804-nucleotide messenger RNA. Its product is annotated as S-adenosyl-L-methionine-dependent methyltransferase. The transcript is spliced from 2 exons. Gene Ontology annotation, biological process: rRNA (guanine-N7)-methylation. Gene Ontology annotation, cellular component: nucleolus. Lineage: Eukaryota; Fungi; Ascomycota; Taphrinomycetes; Taphrinales; Protomycetaceae. The record is from RefSeq and is a predicted model, not a curated record. The coding region runs from base 1 to 804 and encodes 267 amino acids. Gene Ontology annotation, molecular function: rRNA (guanine) methyltransferase activity.